Molecule: messenger RNA, 886 nt
Organism: Erigeron canadensis
Lineage: Eukaryota; Viridiplantae; Streptophyta; Magnoliopsida; Asterales; Asteraceae
Product: nascent polypeptide-associated complex subunit alpha-like protein 4
Exons: 4
Coding region: 104-718 (204 amino acids)
Biological process (GO): protein targeting to membrane
Cellular component (GO): nascent polypeptide-associated complex; cytoplasm
Source: RefSeq, a predicted model, not a curated record
UAUAACAAACCCUAACUGUAUAACAACGAUCCUCAUUAUAUGGUAGUACCUCUCCCAUUGCAGCUCAGCUCAACGAACUCCAAUCAAAAUCAACCAACCAAUCAUGCCAGGCGUUGUUGUUGAAGAAAAUAUCGAGACUCAGCAGAAACUCGAGCAGCAAGAAGAUGAACAGCCAAUAAUUGAGGAUGUUAAAGAAGAUGAUGACGUCGAUUCUGACGAUGAUGAAGAUGACACUGAUAACGCUGUCUCUGGAGCUGGGAAUGAGAGUUCUAAGCAGAGUAGGAGUGAGAAGAAGAGUCGUAAGGCAAUGUUGAAGCUUGGAAUGAAGCAGAUUACUGGUGUAUCUAAAGUGGCUAUUAAGAAAUCCAAAAACAUGAUGUUUUACAUCACCAAACCAGAUGUUUUCAAAAGCCCGAAUUCGGAUACUUAUGUGAUAUUUGGGGAAGCAAAGAUGGAUGAUCUUAGCUCACAAAUGCAAGCUCAAGCUGCUCAACAGUUUAAAUUGCCGGAUUUGAGCUCAGUUAUGGGCAAAUCAGAUGCUUCUGCUGUGGCUGCUGCAGAGGUGGAGGAAGAAGAGGACGUUGAUGAAACUGGUGUUGAACAGAGAGACAUUGAGUUGGUUAUGACCCAGGCGGGUGUCUCAAAGCCAAAGGCGGUCAAGGCUUUGAAGGCUCACAAUGGGGAUAUAGUUGCUGCCAUCAUGGAGCUCACCACUUAGGAUCUUUCUCUGUCAAAUGCGAGUUUUAGAUUUCAUUUUUGACUUUAAUUUUGUUGUUGGUUAAACUUAUUUGGAGAAUUGUCAAGUAUUUAGUUACAGUUGGACAAUAAUUGUUUUCAAAUGUGAAUGGUUAUCAUUCUCUUAGUGUUUGAUUUCUUUUUCUAGGCA